Messenger RNA from Mastomys coucha (southern multimammate mouse), 2364 nucleotides. It is a transcript of the gene Lysmd1, whose product is annotated as LysM domain containing 1. The record is from RefSeq and is a predicted model, not a curated record. The transcript is spliced from 3 exons. NCBI's taxonomy places the organism in Eukaryota, Metazoa, Chordata, Mammalia, Rodentia, Muridae. The coding region runs from base 751 to 1425 and encodes 224 amino acids.
GACCCACCUCCAGCUCCUGAGGGGGCCUGCAUUUCCUAUACUACUUUGAGACGCUGUGCCUUUUGGGAAAUGAAGUCUUUUGGUUAUUUAUUUUAUUUUUUAUUUUUUUGAAGAGCACACUGCUCACCUGGACACAGGCCCUCGCAUCUCGAAGGAUCGAGGUGUUCGGAGACCCAAGAUCCUGUAUGUGGAGCCGGAAUUUCAGGGUGGGACCCUCCUGAUGUGGAGCGAAGCUUUGGGGAUCUCAGUGGACUACAUGCUACAAACUCUUGGAGUCCUCAGGCUCGUACUCCUGUCAUAACCUACCUGGGGUGGGCCUUAUUUUGAAUAGAGAGGAUGUGGGGGCUCCCGGCGUCCCGACUGUUGGAUCUGGGGAUACACUGAGGGAAGAGUGUUGAUGAGGGUGUCUAGGGUUCAAAGGUCAGAGAUCAGGCUUGCGAGGAGUUGGGGAGGGGGCGUCGAAAGUCAACCGGGUCAGCGACGGACUACUCAGGGAAGAUAUUUAUGGGUAAGGAGCUUGAGGAAAGAGACAUGUAACCGGCUCGGCAGACUUUUUAAGAUACGGACUGUAACUCCAAGCUCGGCAACAAGCAGCAAGAGGACGAAUGUAGUCUCUCGAGAGUCGGGAGACUGAAAAGAGACGAGAGAAGAGAAAACGAAUUAUCUGAAUAUCCAUUCUUUGGCUUCGGCCGUCACUGUUACUUAGCUGGGCUUCCCACAGUUGUGACCCUAGGUCUUGCCAGUGAGGAGAUGGCUUCUCCCUCUAGACAGCCUCCUCUCGGGGGGUCAGGGCUGCUGCGUGGGAGCCGUGCUCGUUCUUAUGGAAGCCUGGUACAAUCAUCCUGCUCCCCAGUGAGGGAAAGACGCCUUGAGCAUCAGUUGGAGCCUGGAGACACCCUGGCUGGAUUAGCACUCAAAUACGGGGUGACGAUGGAACAGAUUAAGCGCACAAACCGCCUUUAUACUAACGACUCCAUCUUCCUGAAGAAAACGCUCUACAUCCCCAUCCUGACAGAGCCCAGAGACCUAUUUAAUGGUCUGGAUUCUGAGGAGGAAAACGAUGGAGAGGAAGAGGUACGCCCGAGUAAGGAUGCGAUUGGUUCACCUUCAGGAAAGAGGAAGAGUCCAGGGUCAGGUCGGCCCAAUGGCACAGGCCUCCCACCUCACCAGGAAACCUCCACACCCAGCCAUGACCUUUCUGCCUCUGAUUUCCUUAAGAAGCUCGACUCACAGAUCAGCCUGUCAAAGAAGGCGGCUGCCCAGAAGCUGAGGAAAGGGGAAAGUGGGGUACCUGAGGAGGAUGCAGGUCUCUACCCUAGCUCCCCUCGGAUGCAGCAGCGAGCAGUCCUCGGCCCUGUGCCACUCACCCGGACGUCCCGGACUCAGACACUGCGGGACCAGGAAGAUGAAAUCUUCAAGCUCUGAUGUCCCCAGAACUGAUGAGUGAAGCAGGAUGUUGAAGGCACAGCACGAGGGGGAGAGGAGUCUGAGGUGAGGCUCAAGAGCAGAGCUUCUCAGCCUGCCUCACACCUCUCCAGCCAUCUCGCCCAGCCUCUUUGCCACGGUUUCCUCAGCUGGGGACACUUACUGGCAAGCGUGGGGCAUGGGGGCAGGCCUCUUCCCAGUUCUUGGGCUGAACCUAGAGUUAGCCUUUAGAUUCAAAGGCUCUUUUACACCUUAGAGCAGGGAAGCAGAGGCCCCUCCCAUCUCCAAUGAUCUUACCUAAUUUAUUUGGUGCUAUAUUGAAGUAAUAUUUAUUUGCUAUAUCUAACUCCUUUCUCCUCUUAACUGAGAAAAGGGGGCGGGGGAAUUUCCAUAUCCCUGAAGAUAUGGAAGUGGAGGUGGCUGGCUGCUCGCCUCUCCCACCGUCCUAGCGAAGCAUGUUACUGAGGCCAGAGAAUCAGUGAAGCUCACCAUGGAGAAUGGCAGGCUGCACUGAGUCUUUUCCCACUCCCAAGGUCAAGGGUAGGGGUUCAGUUGUAGCUAAGAAUUCCCUACAACUCUGAGAGAAGGCAAUGGGUAGGGUACUGACUGAGCACCCUUUUGCCCACUGCUCUCCCCAUCGCGUGGUGGGGCUAAGGAGUAGAAGAUGCUUUGGGGUCCAAGGAGGACAGUUACCGAAGUGUCUGUGUCACACACCCUCGCCCGCCUAUGCCUGGCUCCUCGCUUCAUAUUUAUCUGUAACCUGGAGCUGAUCUGCAGUACAGUUUGUCUUUGUUCCUUUAGUGAAGAAAGAGGCGUGGCGGCUCAGUAGUACUGGGAGUCUGUCUCCUGUUCAGGAGUGGGGAUAAGUGUUGUUUCUAGACCUCUCCUCUAUGUUUAGCCUGAGUAUGGAGCUCGAGAGAUUAAACAGUGAGCCCUGUG